This is a messenger RNA of Ricinus communis (castor bean), 1235 nucleotides long. Its product is annotated as probable mediator of RNA polymerase II transcription subunit 19b. Bases 163 to 1041 code for a protein of 292 amino acids. The record is from RefSeq and is a predicted model, not a curated record. Gene Ontology annotation, cellular component: mediator complex. NCBI's taxonomy places the organism in Eukaryota, Viridiplantae, Streptophyta, Magnoliopsida, Malpighiales, Euphorbiaceae. The transcript is spliced from 4 exons. Gene Ontology annotation, biological process: positive regulation of transcription by RNA polymerase II. Gene Ontology annotation, molecular function: transcription coregulator activity; transcription factor binding.
UGAACCCGUUUUCUUAUGCAAAAGUAAAAGACUAAAAAUGCCACAAUAAAAGGACUGUUUUUCUUAAGAAUAGUAUGGCACAUAAAGCGCAUACGUCUUUCUCCAAUGUGCACGGGGUGAAUUUCAGUCUGCGACACCUUUGGCAGUCGGACAUGGACGGUAAUGCCACUUCAAAACUGCAUCGUUUUGUUGGCCAAGCGGUUUGUUGUAAACUCUGGCGUUAAGGGUAAAUUAACAACAUCCAAAUUUCUUGGUACGUAUCCCAUUUCAUGGCAGAAAGACAAAAAAACCAAGCAGAGCGGCGUCGUUUUCAUGGCUGGGUGUGAGGCAAGUCAAGGUCACGCAAGUAAAUUAAAAGCUGAAAUCAAUUACAUAGUCUUACUGUUCAUUCGCAUAAGGCUAUUAUUGUUAUACAAUCGAUUGAUUUAUCCCGAGUCAGAACUUAAGCUUGUUCAGGCCAGAAUCUCUGUUCUACUGUCGGACUGUUUAUCGCAUCCAGUGAUUGAUGAGGAUAAGCCUGCCCUCGAUUUCCUUGUUAAAUUGAUGGGUUUUGAAGGCAAGAAGUUUGGAGGCGGGCUGAAGGAGCUUUGUGGCGCUGUUGAUCUCGUAAAUCAGUUCAAGCUUUGGCCUCACCAUGAAUUUUUUUGCAAGAGGUCACUCCCUUUGUCAGUAUCUCAGACUCAUUACAUCCAGAAUGUGGUGGGUGACACGGAAAUCAGGAAAGGUGAAGGGAUGGAAUUGGAUCAGCUCUUCCAUAAUACCCCAUAUAUGAGACAGGGAAAAGCACACAUACAUACUUUUGAUUUAGGCGUACUCAGGGAAGCCUUUUGGAUGAGAGACUCUACUCCUAUUGACCUAUCUUCUGUAGAGAAAGGAAUGCCUAUUCCAGCAAUGAAGGCAACGGAUGACUCUACAAAAGAUAAGGAAAUGAAGCACAGAAUGCACAAGAAUAAGAACAAGGAUCAUAACAAGAAUAAACAUCACAAUGACGAUCAGAAGCAUAGAAAACGAAGUAGAAUAGAACUUGGUCCUGAGAUUUGAAGCAACAGCAUAACAAGGGUUUUGCAUGAGUUCUUGUUUAUAAUGCACUGAGCAUUGCAUGGUUUAUAUUGGCUAUGUGCCAACUUUUGUUAAAACUACUUGCCCUUUCUUUGCAUGGUUUAUGCUGAGCAUUUACUUCGUUAACCAUGAUACUUCAUCUAUUAGCUGCUAUUCAACCACUUCCACUUUCUUUA